CUGCCCAAGACCCUCCAGAAUGUAGCAGCAACAGUUCUCCCAAUGUGUUGGGCUUUGGGUGCUGCAUUUACACACAUUUUGGACUGGGGAAUUGUGGUCACAAAUGCCUUUGCUGUGUGCUGCCCUAGCGAGUUCAGAGGUACAUGGUGCUCACUGUGACUGUUGGAUUGCAGCAGUGCAGGCAUAUGGAGCAAGCUGGCAAGGGCCUUGCUCAUCAGAGGCAGUAAAUCAGCUUUGAAGCUGGUGCAGGAGUAGUCGGGUAUAAGAGGAGUGUUACUAUCUACAGCCUCUACCCAAACACAGGUAGGCCAAGGCCAAGGGUGUUUGUUACAGUCUAGUGCUUGGCUGUGGUGAGGGCAAAUACAACCAGUUAACUAUUCCUUCUCAUGCUGAGAAACAGGCUGGUAGCUGUGGGUCUCUCUUCAGGAGGAUAGGAGUAGACCAUGUGGUGUGGGCUGUGACUGACCAUCUGAGGGUGUUCUGCUUUCCUGUGGGAAGGGCAGGAAAGAGAUGGGUGGACCACGUAGGAGCUGUUGCCCUGAUUCUCUGUUCCUUGACUACAUGCAAGUUGAAGUCAGGGUCAGCACACUCAAAGUAUUGCUUCAUGGCAGCAGUUAAUAUGGCAAGAGCCAGAGCUUGCUUUGUCUGUGGCUUCCUCCCCCACAACUCAAAGCCCAGGUACCUUAUGUUUUGCUGCUGGAGUUCUCCAAAUACAGUAGCUCAUGAAAGGCUUAGGCUGUACUUCUUUUACUACAGUAACUGCAGUACGAUUUCUUUUGCAGCUCCAUUAGCAUCUCACACCACAUUUCCCUUCUGUGCUCUGCUGCUGUGGCAGCUGCUCUGCCCCUAAUGCAUGCGGGUGUCUAGGCACCUUUGGAGGAGCAUGUGAUGUCCAGUGGUCCCUGCACAGACUGGCAGGAGCCCUGCACCUGUCUGUCUGGAGCAGUGCUGCAAGGAAAAGGAACACAGCAAGCUCCCCUGACAGCUGACCAUUACCCAUGUUACACCAGACUGGAGUGCUGCUUCCUUGCUGAGCAGGACAGUGCUCUCCAUCAAGCCAAGGAGAGCUAGGGACGUGGUUCUAAUCCUGGCUUUGCUCCCUGCUCUGUGACUGUUGACCUGGUGGCAGCUGGGGCACUGAACACAGGUAAAACUCUUCAGCAUGUUUGGCCCAGAGCAUCACUGCUGGUGCUCAGAGCAGCCUGGGUGAAGUUAGCACAGGCCUAGGGAAACUUUCUGGUAGGAGGGACAGAGGAUGAGGAAAGGGUUGUGGUGGUGGCUGCCCAGAUGUCCCUCACUGUGCUGCAACUGCACUGAAGGAAUAAGGUUCAAUUGAGGAGAAACAGGCAUCUGAUGAAGGAUUUGUAUAUUUGCUGCCUGGAAUACCUGGCAAACAGGAUGGCUACAGACCGUGCUUUCAGUGAGACUUGCGUGGAGAGCUGGUCCUGGGUAAGGGGGAAGCCACCACCUAAAGUAACACAUUCCCCCUGAGUUGGCUCAGGCCUUAGCAAAUGAUCGGGUCUUUGUUUCUGGCUCUCCCCAUGCAGCCAUGGCCCUCCAGGGAGCAGGGAAUGACCUGGCCCCAGGUGUUUCAGAGCUGGAGCAGUUGGCACUGCUUCAAAGACAGGUCUGGACGAGCAAGGAAAAUACUGCACCAACAGUUUGCUUGGGAGGUCUCGCUUCUUGCAGAAUCGGGCUUUUGCUAUGAGACAGCUUUGGAUGGAGACAUUCACAGUGAUUCUUCGCUGGUAGCUGGGGUAAGCCAGAGACCCGGCCCACAGCCUCGGUACCGGAGACGCCUGGCCGCGGCAUCGCCUGGAACGCGCGACGGCGGCGGGCGGGCGGUCCCGAGGGGCAGCAGCGGGCGGGGCGGGCGGCGGGAGCCCCGUGGCGGGGCUCGCCCUGGCCAGCUAUUUUUGCCGCCGACCCGGACUAAUCCCCUGAGCCGCUUCUCGGCAUUAGGUAACGGCGCGGCGGCAUGCGCUCCGCGGUGUCCCCGGCCCGGGCAACCCCCGGCAGUCGCGGCGCGGCGGGACGGGCGGCGACACGCCCGGUGCGGGCUGGGGGCCGUGGGCACCCGCCGCCGAGCCCCGGGUGGGCCCGGACCGAGGCCAGCAGGUAGCGGCGGGUGGCGAGGAGGGCCGGGGGCGGACAUGCCGGGCCCGUCGCCCGGCGGCUCCCCGGAGAGGGAAACAGGGGCCGGCGGGCGGCCGCGGGGGCCCGGCCGGGACCGGCGGGUGCGGUUCCGGCUGCCUCACACCGCCAUCGCGGUGCCGUCGGUGCGCGAGGAGGAGCAGCUCUUCUACCGGCGGCUGGAGGCGCUGGCAGUGCCGGGGCCCGGCGGCUUCGGGCCGCUCUUCGCUUCCGACGGUUGGAGCGACUUGACGGAGGACCGGCUGCUGCGGAAACGCAUGGUGCGGGCCGGGCUGGGCGGGCCGCGGCCGCUGCCGGGCCAGGAGGUGUCCGUGAAGGUGCUGGGCGCCCUGGAGGACGGCGGGCUGGUGGAGCGGGACCCGCGGCUCAUCUUCGUGCCGGGUCACGGGGACGUCGUGCAGGUGAGCCCGAACCGGUGCGCGGUUCAUUGCCGUGCGAGCUCACCGCCGCCGUGGGCCCCGACCCGCCAGCCCCGCCGUGCCCGUCCACAGGCUCUGGAGCUGGGCGUCCCCACCAUGCAGCCCGGGGAGGUUUCCUUCUUCCUCGCCGCUUUCCCCUACGCCUAUGGCCACCCGGGCAGCAGGGAGCCCGACGUGCCGCCCGAGGCGCCGCUGCUGUUCGAGGUGACGCUGCUGGAGGUGCGGGACGGCCCCGACCCGCAGCCGCUGCUACCCGCCGUCCGUCUGUGCCUGGGCUCGCAGCGCAGGGAGCGGGGCAACUUCCACUUCGCGCGGGGUGACUUCGCCGCGGCGCUGCGAUCGUACCGGCUGUCCCUACGUGCCCUGGAUGGCCCCGCCGCCGCUCCGCCCGGGCCCGAGGAGGAAGAGGAGCUGCGGGAGCAGCGUGUGAAGUGCCUCAACAACUGCGCGGCUGCCGAGCUGAAGCUGGGGCGGACGGAAGAGGCGCUGGCGGCCUGCGAGGCGGCCCUGCGGAUCAGCCCCGACAACGGCCGGGCGUUGCUCCGGCGCGGGCAGGUGGGACUCGCAUCGCCCCGCACCGCCCCGCUCCCCUCGGCCCAGCCGUCCAGCUACCGUCCGCUCCUCUCCCCGCAGCUGCUGGCAGAGCAGGGCCGGGACGCAGAGGCGGCGCUCGUCCUGAGGAGAGCCCUGGAGCUGGACCCGGCCAGCAAGGUGAUCCACACAGAGCUCUCACGGCUGGCGAAGCGCCAGAGCCCUCCAGCCAGCACCGGCCCGCAGAAUCCCCGCCACGACCCGACACCGCCGCCGAGCCCCGCGUGCGUAGGCGAAUUGGGCUGUGCAGGGACGGAUGCCCGUCCCGCACCCUCUUGGCGCGGAUAGCGCUUAUAGCCGUCCCUCCCUGUAGAUCCCCCGGACCGCCCUCGGCGGAAGGAGCGAUCUGAGCGGACCCGCAGCGCCUCAGAGCCUGAUCGAGGAGAUAGA
This is a messenger RNA of Taeniopygia guttata (zebra finch), 3554 nucleotides long. NCBI's taxonomy places the organism in Eukaryota, Metazoa, Chordata, Aves, Passeriformes, Estrildidae. The record is from RefSeq and is a predicted model, not a curated record.